GGGGAGAGGCCCGCGGCUCCCCCCCCCCCCCACGCCUUCCGUCGGGGGGGCAGCCAGGCGCGGCGGCGGGACCGGGGCCCCGGGCGAUGGCCACGGAGCUGGCGAUGGGCGCCGAGCUGCCCAGUAGCCCUCUGGCCAUCGAGUACGUGAACGACUUCGACCUGAUGAAGUUCGAGGUGAAGAAGGAGCCAGCCGAGGCCGAGCGCUUCUGCCACCGCCUGCCGCCCGGCUCGCUGUCGUCGACGCCGCUCAGCACGCCCUGCUCCUCCGUGCCCUCCUCGCCCAGCUUCUGCGCGCCCAGCCCCGGCACCGGGGGCGGAGGCGGCCCCGCGGGCGGCGGGGCGGCGCAGGCCGGAGGCGCCCCGGGGCCGGCGAGCGGGGGCCCCGGCGUCGUCGGGGGCGCCCCGGGGAAGCCGGCGCUGGAGGAUCUGUACUGGAUGAGUGGCUACCAGCACCACCUCAACCCGGAGGCGCUCAACCUGACGCCGGAGGACGCGGUGGAGGCGCUCAUCGGCAGCGGACACCACGCCGGGCACCACAGCGCGCAUCACCCGGCGGCCGCCGCGGCCUACGAGGCCUUCCGGGGCCAGGGCUUCGCGGGCGGCGGCGGUGCAGACGACGUGGGCGCCGGCCACCACCACGGCGCGCACCACGGCGCGCACCACCACCACCACCACCACCACCACCACCACCACGGCGGCGCGGGCCACGGCGGCGCGGGCCACCACGUGCGCCUGGAGGAGCGCUUCUCCGACGACCAGCUGGUGUCCAUGUCGGUGCGAGAGCUGAACCGGCAGCUCCGCGGCUUCAGUAAGGAGGAGGUCAUCCGGCUGAAGCAGAAGCGGCGCACUCUCAAGAACCGCGGCUACGCGCAGUCGUGCCGCUUCAAGCGGGUGCAGCAGCGGCACAUCCUGGAGAGCGAGAAGUGCCAGCUCCAGAGCCAGGUGGAGCAGCUGAAGCUGGAGGUGGGGCGCCUGGCCAAGGAGCGGGACCUGUAUAAGGAGAAAUACGAGAAGCUCGCGGGCCGCGGCGGCCCCGUGGGCGCGGGCGGGGCCGGCUUCCCGCGGGAGUCCUCGCCGCCGCAGGCCGGCCCCGGCGGGGCCAAGGGCGCGCCCGACUUCUUCCUGUGAGCGCGGGACCCCCGCCCGCGCCGCCGCCGCGAAGAGGCUCGGACUCCGCGGCCCAGGACCGGGACACAAGGCCGUCCGGCUCCGACUCCGCCUCGUC
Hipposideros armiger (great roundleaf bat) is the source of this 1227-nucleotide messenger RNA. It is a transcript of the gene MAFA, whose product is annotated as MAF bZIP transcription factor A. Gene Ontology annotation, biological process: insulin secretion; regulation of transcription by RNA polymerase II; response to glucose. Gene Ontology annotation, molecular function: RNA polymerase II cis-regulatory region sequence-specific DNA binding; DNA-binding transcription factor activity, RNA polymerase II-specific. Gene Ontology annotation, cellular component: nucleus. The transcript has a single exon. NCBI's taxonomy places the organism in Eukaryota, Metazoa, Chordata, Mammalia, Chiroptera, Hipposideridae. The record is from RefSeq and is a predicted model, not a curated record. The coding region runs from base 87 to 1130 and encodes 347 amino acids.